Rhipicephalus sanguineus (brown dog tick) is the source of this 546-nucleotide messenger RNA. RefSeq names its product boophilin-G2. Bases 1 to 546 code for a protein of 181 amino acids. The record is from RefSeq and is a predicted model, not a curated record. The transcript has 4 exons. NCBI's taxonomy places the organism in Eukaryota, Metazoa, Arthropoda, Arachnida, Ixodida, Ixodidae. Gene Ontology annotation, molecular function: serine-type endopeptidase inhibitor activity.
AUGAGACCAUUUUCCACAUAUGAAGAGUUCCGCAACUGCUACAGAACUGAAAAGCUGGACCUUUUGAUGCUUUUUCGAGACACUGCGCGCGGACCAGAGGCCGCACUCUACCGCGACCCGUCGGAGAACGUUGAGGCGCCCGAAGGACUUAAAAAGAGUGGAGCAUGCGGCGCCCUGGAGCCGGAGUGUCUACAGCCCCUGGAGCGAGGCUCGUGCGACAAGCUGCACGGCCGCUUCUUCUACAACGCCACUAGUCGCCAGUGCCAGGAGUUCUUCUGGCUAGGAUGCGCCGAGAACGCGAACAACUUCGAGAACCGCGAGGACUGCGAGAAGGAGUGCCAGCACGAACCUGGUCGGCGCAGUGCGAUCUGCUACCGGCGUCCACGGCGGGGCAACUGCAAGGCCAUUCACCGGCGCUGGUUCUUCAACUACCGCACGCUCAUGUGCGACCGCUUCCUCUGGGGAGGCUGCGACACUAACGGCAACAACUUCCACACCCGGCGAGACUGCCGCGUGGCCUGCUCAAUUGAUACUAACAUGCCGUGA